GAAAGCCUAUCGAUAGAAAAAAGUUGCAACUCUGCUCGUUUGGGUGUGUGUGUGUGUGUGUGAGUGUGUGUAAAGUUCUUCGCAAGUCGACGACCACGCGCUGCCUUUGGUUUUAUUUCGGCUAUAACUCUGCCUAGAUCUGUACCCCCUCAAUAUGGACAAUCCUAGGAAAAGCCUGCGCUGGAGCAUGCACCAGAGCACGCUGAUCAGCACAUUCGCGACGCUACUGGACACCCAGACUCUAGUCGACUGCACGAUCUGCGCCGAGGGCAAAUCCAUUAAGGCCCACAAGGUGGUUCUGUCCGCCUGCAGUGCAUACUUUGCCACCAUAUUUCAAGGACAUAACGAAAACUUUCCGUGCGUGCUACUAAAGGAUGUCAAGUACCAGGAUCUGCGCGCCCUGAUUGACUACAUGUACCGCGGCAAGGUCAACGUCAAGCCGGACCAGCUAGAAGGGCUUGUCAACGCGGGAAAAUUGCUGCUGGUCAAGGGCCUGUUCGAGGCCGACCCCAAGCCUGAGGCUUCUCAGCAUGACCGUGGUGGCGCCCUCCCACUGGAGCAGGCCACCGACGGCACAAUGGACACCACUGGGGCGAAUGAUUCCGGAGACAACUCGAAUUCUUCUAUUAUUCAUGCCGCCUCCGGCCUGGUCGAGACCGAGCUUUCCGAUGGCGCCCGUUUCGUGGCCAAACUGACCAAAAAACCACUGACCACUUUACGUUUGCCAACGUUGUGACAAAAAAUAUCGCUGGCAGGAAGGUCUGCGUUGGUGCGUUGGCAAGAGGGGAAUGUUUCGCUGUCCUUAUUGCGCCUACGACACGGAUCAGCUCGCAUUCCUUAGCACAAAUCCAAAUGUUUCCCAGGGCAAA
Drosophila guanche is the source of this 869-nucleotide messenger RNA. RefSeq names its product longitudinals lacking protein, isoforms H/M/V-like. Bases 155 to 736 code for a protein of 193 amino acids. Gene Ontology annotation, cellular component: nucleus. Gene Ontology annotation, biological process: regulation of transcription by RNA polymerase II. The transcript has 2 exons. NCBI's taxonomy places the organism in Eukaryota, Metazoa, Arthropoda, Insecta, Diptera, Drosophilidae. Gene Ontology annotation, molecular function: protein binding. The record is from RefSeq and is a predicted model, not a curated record.